AUGGCUGCAGUUGUAUCAGAUAUAGAAGGUGGUGAUGGACUGCAGCUUAGGAAGGAACAUACUCUCAAAAUUUUUGCUUAUAUCAAUUCCUGGACACAAAGGCAAUGUCUAUGCUGCUUCAAGGAAUAUAAGCAUUUGGAGAUUUUUAACCAAGUAGUGUGUGCACUUAUUAACUUAGUGAUUGCCCAAGUUCAAGUGCUCCGGGACCAGCUUUGUAAACAUUGUACUACUAUUAACAUAGAUUCCACGUGGCAAGAUGAGAGUAAUCAAGCGGAAGAACCACUGAAUAUAGAUAGAGAGUGUAAUGAAGGAAGUACAGAAAGACAAAAGUCAAUAGAAAAGAAACCAAACUCUACAAGAAUUUGUAAUCUGACUGAGGAGGAAUCUUCAAAGAGCUCUGAUCCCUUUAGUUUAUGGAGUACAGAUGAGAAGGAAAAACUCUUACUAUGUGUAGCAAAAAUUUUUCAAAUUCAGUUUCCCUUAUAUACUGCUUAUAAACAUAAUACUCAUCCUACUAUAGAGGAUAUAUCAACUCAAGAAAGUAACAUAUUAGGGGCAUUCUGUGAUAUGAAUGAUGUAGAAGUACCUUUGCAUUUGCUUCGGUAUGUCUGUUUGUUCUGUGGGAAAAAUGGCCUUUCUCUCAUGAAGGAUUGCUUUGAAUAUGGAACCCCUGAAACUUUGCCAUUUCUUAUAGCACAUGCAUUUAUUACAGUUGUGUCUAAUAUUAGAAUAUGGCUACAUAUCCCUGCUGUAAUGCAGCACAUCAUACCUUUUAGAACUUAUGUUAUCAGGUAUUUAUGCAAGCUCUCUGAUCAAGAGUUGAGACAGAGUGCAGCUCGUAACAUGGCUGAUUUAAUGUGGAGCACAGUGAAAGAACCAUUGGAUACAACAUUGUGCUUUGAUAAAGAAAGCCUGGAUCUUGCAUUUAAGUACUUCAUGUCACCUACUUUGACUAUGAGGUUGGCUGGAUUGAGUCAGAUAACAAAUCAACUUCACACCUUCAAUGAUGUGUGCAAUAAUGAAUCAUUGGUAUCAGACACAGAAACGUCCAUUGCAAAAGAACUUGCAGACUGGCUUAUUAGCAACAAUGUAGUGGAGCAUAUAUUUGGACCAAAUUUACAUAUUGAGAUUAUCAAACAGUGCCAAGUGAUUUUGAAUUUCUUGGCAGCAGAAGGGCGGUUGAGCACUCAGCAUAUUGACUGUAUUUGGGCUGCAGCACAGUUGAAACAUUGUAGUCGGUAUAUUCAUGAUUUAUUUCCAUCACUUAUCAAAAAUUUGGAUCCUGUACCACUUAGACAUCUCCUUAAUUUGGUCUCCGCUCUUGAGCCAAGCGUUCAUACUGAACAGACAUUGUACUUGGCGUCCAUGUUAAUUAAAGCAUUGUGGAAUAAUGCAUUGGCAGCUAAGGCUCAACUCUCCAAACAGAGUUCUUUUGCAUCUUUAUUGAACACUAAUAUUCCCAUUGGAAAUAAGAAAGAGGAGGAAGAACUCAGAAGAGCAGCACCAUCUCCUUGGUCACCUGCAGCAAGUCCUCAAAGCAGUGAUAAUAGUGAUACACAUCAAAGUGGAGGUAGUGACAUUGAAAUGGAUGAGCAACUUAUUAAUAGAACCAAGCAUGUGCAGCAGCGACUUUCAGACACAGAGGAAUCCAUGCAAGGAAGUUCUGAUGAAACUGCCAACAGUGGUGAAGAUGGAAGCAGUGGUCCUGGUAGCAGUAGUGGACAUAGUGAUGGAUCUAGCAAUGAGGUCAAUUCUAGCCAUGCAAGCCAGUCAGCUGGGAGCCCUGGAAGUGAGGUACAGUCAGAAGAUAUUGCAGAUAUUGAAGCUCUUAAAGAAGAAGAUGAAGAUGAUGAUCGCGGCCAUAGUCCUCCCAAAAGCAGUUGUGGAACAGAGCUUCGAAACAGAAAGUUAGAAAGUCAAGCAGGCAUUUGCUUAGGGGAAUCCCAAGGUCCAUCUGAAAGAAAUGGGACAAGCAAUGGAACGGGAAAGGACUUAGUUUUUAACACUGAGUCUUUGCCAUCAGUAGAUAACCGGAUACGAAUGCUUGAUGCCUGUGCUCAUUCUGAAGACACAGAACAUGAUAUUUCAGGGGAAAUGAAUGCUGCUCACAUAGCACAAGGUUCUCAGGAGUCUUGUAUCACACGAACUGGGGAUUUCCUUGGGGAGACUAUUGGGAAUGAAUUAUUUAAUUGUCGCCAGUUUAUUGGCCCACAGCAUCACCACCACCAUCACCAUCACCACCACCACCACCACCACCACCAUGAUGGGCAUAUGGUUGAUGAUAUGUUAAGUGCAGAUGAUGUUAGUUGCAGUAGUUCGCAGGUCAGUGCAAAAUCAGAAAAAAACAUGGCUGACUUUGAUGGUGAAGAAUCUGGAUGUGAAGAAGAAUUAGUUCAAAUUAAUUCACAUGCAGAACUAACAUCUCAUCUCCAACAACAUCUUCCCAAUUUGGCAUCUAUUUACCAUGAACAUCUUAGUCAAGGACCUGCUGUUCAUAAACAUCAAUUUAACAGUAAUGCUGUGACAGAUAUUAAUUUGGAUAAUGUUUGCAAGAAAGGAAACACUUUGUUGUGGGAUAUAGUGCAAGAUGAUGAUGCAGUUAAUCUUUCUGAAGGACUCAUAAAUGAAGCAGAGAAACUUCUUUGUUCUUUAGUAUGUUGGUUUACGGAUAGACAGAUUCGAAUGAGAUUUAUUGAAGGUUGCCUUGAAAAUUUAGCAAACAACAGAUCAGUAGUAAUUUCCCUUCGUCUUCUUCCAAAACUGUUUGGUACCUUUCAGCAAUUUGGGAGCAGUUAUGAUACCCAUUGGAUUACAAUGUACAGCCAUAGUGCUGAAGUUCAAGUUCGACUUCAAUUCUUGACUUGUGUAUUUUCAACUCUGGGAUCACCUGAUCAUUUCAGAUUAAGUUUAGAACAAGUUGACAUUUUAUGGCAUUGUUUAGUGGAAGAUUCUGAGUGCUAUGAUGAUGCACUCCAUUGGUUUUUAAAUCAAGUUCGAAGUAAAGAUCAACAUGCCAUGGGAAUGGAAACCUACAAACAUCUCUUCUUGGAGAAGAUGCCCCAGCUAAAACCAGAAACGAUUAGCAUGACUGGUUUAAACCUGUUUCAGCAUUUGUGUAACUUGGCUAGAUUGGCUACCAGUGCCUACGAUGGUGGUUCAAACUCUGAGCUAUGUGGUAUGGAUCAAUUUUGGGGCAUUGCUUUAAGAGCACAGUCUGGUGAUGUCAGUCGAGCAGCCAUUCAGUAUAUUAACUCCUAUUACAUUAAUGGUAAAACGGGUUUGGAGAAGGAGCAAGAAUUCAUUAGUAAGUGCAUGGAAAGUCUUAUGAUAGCUUCUAGCAGUCUUGAACAAGAAUCACACUCAAGUCUAACAGUUAUAGAAAGAGGAUUGCUUAUGCUGAAGACACAUUUGGAAGCAUUUAGGAGAAGGUUUGCAUAUCAUCUGAGACAGUGGCAAAUAGAAGGCACCGGUAUUAGUAGUCAUUUGAAAGCGCUAAGUGACAAACAGUCUUUGCCCUUAAGGGUUGUAUGCCAGCCAGCUGGACUUCCUGAUAAGAUGACUAUUGAAAUGUAUCCUAGUGACCAGGUAGCAGAUCUUAGGGCUGAAGUAACUCAUUGGUAUGAAAAUUUACAGAAAGAACAAAUAAAUCAACAAGCUCAACUUCAAGAGUUUGGUCAAAGCAGCAGAAAGGCAGAGUUUCCUGGUGGCCUCAUGGGACCUGUCAGGAUGAUUUCAUCUGGACAUGAGUUAACAACAGAUUAUGAUGAAAAAGCACUUCAUGAGCUUGGUUUUAAGGAUAUGCAGAUGGUGUUUGUAUCUUUGGGUGCACCAAGAAGAGAACGAAAAGGGGAAGGUGUUCAACUACCUGCAUCUUGCUUGCCACCCCCUCAGAAGGACAACAUUCCAAUGCUUUUGCUUUUACAAGAGCCUCACUUAACUACUCUAUUUGAUUUGCUAGAAAUGCUUGCAACAUUCAAACCGCCCUCAGGAAAAGUGGCAGUGGAUGAUAGUGAGAGCUUAAGAUGUGAGGAACUUCAUCUUCAUGCAGAAAAUCUAUCUAGGCGUGUCUGGGAGCUGCUGAUGCUUCUUCCUACGUGUCCAAAUAUGCUGAUGGCAUUCCAAAAUAUCUCAGAUGAACAGAGUAAUGAUGGACUUAAUUGGAAGGAACUUCUCAAAAUUAAAAGUGCUCAUAAACUCUUAUAUGCACUGGAAAUUAUUGAAGCCCUGGGAAAACCUAACAGAAGAAUCAGGAGAGAGUCAACGGGAAGUUACAGUGACCUUUAUCCAGAUUCUGAUGAUUCAAGUGAGGAUCAGGUGGAAAAUAGUAAAAAUUCCUGGAGUUGCAAGUUUGUUGCUGCUGGGGGGCUUCAACAAUUACUAGAAAUUUUUAACUCUGCAAUUCUAGAGCCUAAAGAUCAGGAAUCUUGGACUGUGGUGUUUCUUGUUCUUGUCCAAGGAACCAGUUUGAUUCAGCGACUUAUGUCUGUUGCUUAUACAUAUGAUAAUCUGGCUCCUAGAGUUUUGAAAGCUCAGACUGAUCACAGAUCUAGGCAUGAAGUUUCACAUUAUUCAAUGUGGCUCCUGGUCAGCUGGGCCCAUUGCUGUUCUUUAGUGAAAUCUAGCCUUGCUGAUAGUGAUUAUUUACAAGAUUGGCUGAAAAAACUGACUCUCCUUAUUCCUGAGACUGCAGUUCGUCAUGAAUCUUGCAAUGGUCUCUAUAAGUUAUCUCUGUCAGGCCUAGAUGGAGGAGACUCAAUCCAUCGCUCUUUUCUUCUUUUGGCUGCCUCAACAUUGUUGAAAUUUCUUCCUGAUGCUCAAGCACUCAAACCUAUCAGGAUAGAUGAUUAUGAGGAAGAACCAAUGUUAAAACCUGGAUGCAAAGAAUAUUUUUGGUUGCUGUGCAAAUUAGUUGAUAACAUACAUAUAAAGGAUGCUAGUCAGGAGUUUUUAAGAGAUAUCUUCAAUCUCUUGUUUUUAUUGCCCAGUCUCAAAGAUAGACAACAGCCAAAAUGCAAAUCACAUUCUUCGAGAGCAGCUGCUUAUGAUUUGUUAGUAGAAAUGGUGAAGGGUUCUGUUGAAAACUACAGGCUAAUACACAACUGGGUUAUGGCACAACACAUGCAGUCCCAUGCACCUUAUAAGUGGGACUAUUGGCCUCAUGAGGAUGUUCGUGCAGAAUGUAGAUUUGUUGGCCUGACUAACCUUGGAGCUACUUGUUACUUGGCUUCCACUAUUCAACAACUGUAUAUGAUUCCUGAAGCAAGACAGGCUGUCUUUACUGCUAAGUAUUCAGAAGAUAUGAAGCACAAAACUACUCUUCUGGAGCUUCAGAAAAUGUUUACAUAUUUAAUGGAGAGUGAAUGCAAAGCAUAUAAUCCUCGGCCGUUUUGUAAAACAUACACAAUGGAUAAACAGCCUCUGAAUACUGGAGAGCAGAAGGAUAUGACAGAAUUUUUUACUGAUCUGAUCACUAAAAUUGAAGAAAUGUCUCCAGAACUGAAAAAUACCGUGAAGAGUUUAUUUGGAGGUGUAAUUACCAACAAUGUUGUGUCCUUAGAUUGUGAACAUGUUAGUCAAACUGCUGAAGAGUUUUAUACUGUGAGGUGCCAGGUGGCCGAUAUGAAAAACAUUUAUGAAUCUCUUGAUGAAGUUACUAUUAAAGACACUUUAGAAGGUGACAACAUGUAUACUUGUUCUCACUGUGGGAAGAAAGUCCGAGCUGAGAAAAGGGCAUGUUUUAAGAAAUUACCUCGAAUUCUGAGUUUCAAUACUAUGAGGUAUACAUUUAAUAUGGUCACGAUGAUGAAAGAGAAAGUGAAUACACACUUUUCCUUCCCCUUACGGUUGGAUAUGACACCAUAUACAGAAGAUUUUCUUAUGGGAAAGAGUGACAGGAAAGAAGGUUUUAAGGAAGUCAGUGAUCAGUCAAAAGACACAGAGAGCUAUGAGUAUGACUUGAUAGGAGUGACGGUUCACACAGGAACGGCAGACGGUGGACACUAUUACAGCUUCAUUAGAGAUAUAGUCAAUCCACAUGCAUAUAAAAACAACAAGUGGUAUCUUUUUAAUGAUGCUGAGGUAAAACCUUUUGAUUCUGCACAACUUGCUUCUGAAUGUUUUGGUGGUGAGAUGACAACGAAGACUUACGAUUCUGUCACAGAUAAAUUCAUGGAUUUCUCUUUUGAAAAGACACAUAGUGCAUAUAUGCUGUUUUACAAACGCAUGGAACCAGAAGAAGAAAAUGGUAGAGAAUAUAAAUUUGAUGUUUCAUCAGAGUUACUAGAGUGGAUUUGGCAUGAUAAUAUGCAGUUUCUUCAAGACAAAAACAUUUUUGAACACACAUAUUUUGGGUUUAUGUGGCAGUUGUGUAGUUGUAUUCCAAGUACAUUACCUGAUCCUAAAGCUGUAUCCCUAAUGACAGCAAAGUUAAGCACUUCCUUUGUCCUAGAGACAUUUAUUCAUUCAAAAGAGAAGCCUACAAUGCUUCAGUGGAUUGAAUUAUUGACCAAACAGUUUAAUAAUAGCCAAGCAGCUUGUGAGUGGUUUUUAGAUCGCAUGGCUGAUGAUGACUGGUGGCCAAUGCAAAUCCUAAUUAAGUGUCCUAAUCAAAUUGUGAGACAGAUGUUUCAACGCUUAUGUAUACAUGUGAUUCAAAGGUUGAGACCUGUGCACGCUCAUUUCUAUCUGCAGCCAGGGAUGGAAGAUGGGUCUGAUGAUAUGGAUGCCUCAGUAGAAGAUAUUGGUGGUCGUUCCUGUGUCACUCGAUUUGUGAGAACUCUGUUAUUAAUUAUGGAACAUGGUGUAAAACCUCAUAGUAAACAUCUUACAGAGUAUUUUGCCUUCCUUUACGAAUUUGCCAAAAUGGGUGAAGAAGAGAGCCAGUUUUUGCUUUCCUUGCAAGCCAUAUCUACAAUGGUACAUUUUUAUAUGGGAACCAAAGGACCUGAAAAUCCUCAAGUUGAAGUACUGUCAGAAGAAGAAGGAGAAGAAGAAGAAGAAGAAGAAGAUAUCCUCUCUCUGGCAGAAGAAAAAUACAGACCAGCUGCCCUUGAAAAGAUGAUAGCUUUAGUUGCUCUUUUGGUUGAACAGUCUCGCUCAGAAAGGCAUUUGACAUUAUCACAGACUGACAUGGCAUCAUUAACAGGAGGAAAGGGAUUUCCCUUCUUAUUUCAACAUAUUCGUGAUGGCAUCAAUAUAAGACAAACUUGUAAUCUAAUUUUCAGCCUGUGUCGAUACAAUAAUCGACUUGCCGAACAUAUUGUAUCUAUGCUUUUCACAUCAAUAGCAAAGUUGACUCCUGAGGCUGCCAAUCCUUUCUUUAAAUUGUUAACUAUGCUAAUGGAAUUUGCUGGUGGUCCUCCAGGCAUGCCUCCCUUUGCAUCUUACAUUCUGCAAAGGAUAUGGGAGGUGAUUGAAUACAAUCCCUCUCAGUGUCUGGAUUGGUUGGCAGUACAGACACCCCGAAAUAAACUGGCACACAGCUGGGUCCUACAGAAUAUGGAAAACUGGGUUGAGCGUUUUCUUUUGGCUCACAAUUAUCCUAGAGUCAGGACUUCUGCAGCUUAUCUUCUGGUGUCCCUUAUACCAAGCAAUUCAUUCCGCCAGAUGUUCCGGUCAACAAGGUCUUUGCACAUCCCAACCCGUGACCUUCCACUCAGUCCAGACACAACAGUAGUCCUACAUCAGGUCUACAACGUACUCCUUGGUUUGCUCUCAAGAGCCAAACUUUAUGUUGAUGCUGCUGUUCAUGGCACUACAAAGUUAGUGCCCUAUUUUAGCUUUAUGACUUACUGUUUAAUUUCCAAAACUGAGAAGCUGAUGUUUUCCACAUAUUUCAUGGAUUUGUGGAACCUUUUCCAGCCUAAACUUUCUGAGCCAGCAAUAGCUACAAAUCACAAUAAACAGGCUUUGCUUUCAUUUUGGUACAAUGUGUGUGCUGACUGUCCAGAGAAUAUCCGCCUUAUUGUUCAAAACCCAGUGGUAACCAAGAACAUUGCCUUCAAUUACAUCCUUGCUGACCAUGAUGAUCAGGAUGUGGUGCUUUUUAACCGUGGGAUGCUGCCUGCCUACUACGGCAUUCUGAGGCUCUGCUGUGAGCAAUCUCCUGCAUUCACACGACAGCUGGCUUCUCACCAGAACAUCCAGUGGGCCUUUAAGAAUCUUACACCACAUGCCAGCCAAUACCCUGGAGCAGUAGAAGAAUUAUUUAAUUUGAUGCAGCUAUUUAUAGCUCAGAGGCCUGACCUGAGAGAAGAAGAAUUAGAAGAUAUUAAACAGUUUAAGAAAACAACCAUAAGUUGUUACUUACGUUGUUUAGAUGGCCGUUCCUGCUGGACUACUUUAAUAAGUGCCUUCAGAAUACUAUUAGAAUCUGAUGAAGACAGGCUUCUUGUUAUAUUUAACCGAGGGUUGAUCUUGAUGACUGAGGGAAGCACAAUGGCUCCAUGCUGUGGUGCCCACCUGUCAUCUCCAGUGACGUGUGGAAACACAAAUGUGAAACAAGCGUUAAUCCAGUGGCAGGAACGAAUUGAAUUUGCCCAUAAACUGUUAACUCUUCUUAAUUCCUAUAGCCCCCCAGAGCUAAGAAAUGCCUGUAUAGAUGUCCUCAAGGAACUUGUGCUUUUGAGUCCCCAUGAUUUUCUUCAUACUCUGGUUCCAUUUCUACAACACAACCAUUGUACUUACCAUCACAGUAACAUACCAAUGUCUCUUGGACCUUAUUUCCCUUGUCGAGAAAAUAUCAAGCUAAUAGGAGGGAAAAGCAAUAUUCGGCCUCCGCGCCCUGAACUCAAUAUGUGCCUCUUGCCCACAAUGGUGGAAACCAGUAAGGGCAAAGAUGACGUUUAUGAUCGUAUGCUGCUAGACUACUUCUUUUCUUAUCAUCAGUUCAUCCAUCUAUUAUGCCGAGUUGCAAUCAACUGUGAAAAAUUUACUGAAACAUUAGUUAAGCUGAGUGUCCUAGUUGCCUAUGAAGGCUUGCCACUUCAUCUUGCACUGGCUCCCAAACUUUGGACUGAGCUAUGCCAGACUCAGUCUGCCAUGUCAAAAAACUGCAUCAAGCUUUUGUGUGAAGAUCCUGUUUUCGCUGAAUAUAUUAAAUGUAUCCUAAUGGAUGAAAGAACCUUUCUAAACAACAAUAUAGUCUACACAUUCAUGACACAUUUCCUUCUAAAGGUUCAAAGUCAAGUGUUUUCUGAAGCAAACUGUGCCAAUUUGAUCAGUACCCUUAUUACAAACUUGAUAAAUCAGUAUCAAAACCUACAAUCUGAUUUUACCAACCGAGUUGAAAUUUCCAAAGCAAGUGCUUCUUUAAAUGGGGACCUACGGGCACUUGCUUUACUCCUGUCAGUACACACUCCCAAACAAUUAAACCCAGCUCUAAUCCCAACUCUGCAAGAGCUUUUAAGCAAAUGUAGAAUGUGUCUACAACAGAGAAACUCACUCCAAGAGCAAGAAGCCAAAGAAAGAAAAACUAAAGAUGAUGAAGGGGCAACUCCUGUUAAAAGAAGGCGUGUUAGCAGUGAUGAGGAGCACACUGUAGACAGCUGCACCAGCGACAUCAAAGCAGAGACGAGGGAGGUCCUGACCCCAACCAGCACUUCAGACAAUGAGACAAGAGACUCUUCAAUUAUUGAUCCAGGCACUGAGCAAGAUCUUCCUUCCCCUGAAAAUAGUUCUGUUAAAGAAUACCGAAUGGAAGUUCCAUCUUCGUUUUCAGAAGACAUGGCAAACAUCAGGUCACAGCAUACAGAAGAACAGUCCAACAAUGGUAGAUUUGAAGAUUGUAAAGAAUUUAAAGACCUCCACUGUUCCAAGGAUUCUACCAUAGCUGAAGAAGAACCUGAGUUCCCUUCUACUUCCAUCUCUGCUGUUCUGUCUGACUUAGCUGACUUGAGAAGCUGUGAUGGUCAAGCUUUGUCCUCCCCAGACCCUGAAGCUGCUUUGUCACUCAGUUGUGGCCAUUCCAGAGGACACUUUAGUCACAUGCAGCAACAUGACAUUUUAGAUACCCUGUGUAGGACCAUUGAAUCUACAAUCCACAUGGUCACAAGGAUAUCUGGCAAAGGAAACCAAGCUGCUUCUUGACAUUAGAUGUAGCAUGUCUACUUUUAAGUCCCUUCUCCUGAUGCUGUUUGUAUAAGUUUUGCUUAUUUGUUUUUGUGCUUCAGUUUGUCCAGUGCUCUCUGCUUGAAUGGCAAGAUAGAUUUAUAGGCUUAAUUCUUGGUCAGGCAGAACUCCAGAUGAAAAAAAAAAAAAAACAAAACUUGCAUCUUCAGUAACUUUCUAAAGGGCAAUCAGAUAAUGAAUAUGUUUUAUGUAAUUAAGAGUUCACUGUAGUGGCUUUUGUUUAAUAUGGCUGUCUGGGAGAAACAGGGUUCCCUAGCCCUGUAAAAUGUAAUUUAAACUUACAGCAUUUUUACUGUGUAUAAUAUGGUGUCCUCUGUGCCAGUUUUGUACCUUAUAAUAGAGGCAGAUUGCCUCCAAUCGCUGUGGUUCUUAUUAUCAAAAUUAAGUUUACUUGUAUACGGAACAACCACAAGAAAUUUGAUUCUGUAAAGAAUCCUCUUUAGCUGUGGCCUGGCAGUAUAUAAAUGGUGCUUUAUUUAACAGAAUACCUGUGGAGGAAAUAAAGCACACUUGAUGUAAAAAUAAUUGUUUUAUUUUUAUUGACAUGACUGCUAUUCUGUGCACUUAAUUAAAUUGAUUGUGAUGACUUUU
Dipodomys ordii (Ord's kangaroo rat) is the source of this 10719-nucleotide messenger RNA. RefSeq names its product ubiquitin specific peptidase 34 (gene Usp34). The record is from RefSeq and is a predicted model, not a curated record. NCBI's taxonomy places the organism in Eukaryota, Metazoa, Chordata, Mammalia, Rodentia, Heteromyidae. Gene Ontology annotation, biological process: protein deubiquitination. Gene Ontology annotation, cellular component: nucleus; cytosol. The transcript has 76 exons. The coding region runs from base 1 to 10086 and encodes 3361 amino acids. Gene Ontology annotation, molecular function: cysteine-type endopeptidase activity; cysteine-type deubiquitinase activity.